Equus quagga is the source of this 4480-nucleotide messenger RNA. It is a transcript of the gene TMC6, whose product is annotated as transmembrane channel like 6. Bases 881 to 3304 code for a protein of 807 amino acids. Lineage: Eukaryota; Metazoa; Chordata; Mammalia; Perissodactyla; Equidae. The transcript is spliced from 21 exons. Gene Ontology annotation, molecular function: mechanosensitive monoatomic ion channel activity. Gene Ontology annotation, cellular component: plasma membrane. The record is from RefSeq and is a predicted model, not a curated record.
GGCCCUGGCGGGUGACACGAGGCUGAUGAACCCCUCAGCCCCCAUGUCCUCAGCUGUGAACUAGGACACAGCGCCUGACUCCCUGGCUUGUGGGGAAUACCAGAGAAAACAGCACUGGGGACGGUCACAAAGUGUCAGUCCUCCCGGAGCCUGCCCCCUCCUCCCCACCCAGCACACAGGAAGCGCCCUGCACUCUGGUCAGGAACAGCAGAAGCCACGCCCACGUCGGAGGGGGAGACAACCCCGGCCUGCAGCCGGCUCGGGAGUUUGUCGCAGGAGGCUGUGCGGGAGGAAGGGGUUACCCAAUGGGCCUCACAAGGCGCCUAUCAGUGGGGCUUUGCAGCAUUGUGUUAUUUGGAUAAUUGCCCUGGGAAGAGGGCGAGUCUGGAAUUACUAUCCCCAUUUGAAACCUGGGGAAACUAAGUCCUACAGGAAUUGGGGACUUCAAGCAGAGGUUGGGAUCCACCCAGACGCUUGGCUGCCUGUACCCUGCCCCAGCCUCAGGGUGGGGUGCGAGGAGGGGUCGGAAGUUGGUUGGGACAGGGCGCAGCCGCCCGGGCCGAGCCGGGUCACGUGACUCCGGAGGCCCGCCGCCACGUGGGCCGGGCCGGGCGGUGCAGCUCCCUCUGGCCCCGCCAGGCCUGUGACGGUCAGAGGUCGCCCCCUGGGCCCUCGAUCACUCCGUCCCCCUCACCCCGCCGUCCCUCCCCCAGGUGGUGGAGCCCAGACCGUGUUUGCUGGCGGACAGGUGAGCCGCUCGUGGGCGCGCAGGGCCGCUCCUCUCCGGCACCUUCCAGAUGGGCUUCGGGAGGCUUCGGAGGCUGUGCCCGGGCUCUGAGCGGCCCUAGGUCUGCAGGCUGGCUGGGCGUGGGCCGCAGACAUGGCCCAGCCGCCAGCCUUUGUCUUCAACAUCCUGGAGACCCCAGAGGACCAGGGCAGCCAGGACCCCAGCCCCUAUGAUGAGAGCGAAGUGCACGACUCCUUCCACCAGCUCAUUCAGGAGCAGAGCCAGCGGGCGGCUGAGGAGGGUCUGGAAUUACGGGUCCUCCCCCAGAGGGAGCCGGGGCCCGAAACCCUGGGGGCCUCAGGCAGUGGCCACCAGGCCCUCCUGGGGCCCGAGGGUGUCCCUGAUUACAGCACGGCCACGCUCCGCAUCUUGGCCAGCAUGCCCAGUCGCACCAUUGGCCGCAGCCGAGGCGCCAUCCUCUCCCAGUACUACAACCGCACGGUGAGGCUGCGGCGCAGGGGCAGCCGGCCCCCUCUGGGGGGUGUGGGGCGCUCCGCCCGGCCCAGCCUCCGCCUCUAUGACCUGGAGCUGGACCCCACGGCCUUCCAGGAGGAGGAGAAGCGGACCCUCCUGGUGAAGGAGCUUCAAGGCCUGACAGUGGCCCAGCGGGACCACAUGCUUCGCGGGAUGCCCUUGAGUCUGGCUGAGAAACGCUCCCUGCGGGAGGAGAGCUGGACCCAGAGCGGGAAGCAGAGGGGCCCGCAGGGCCGUCGAGGGCUCCUGCCCUGCUGUAGCCGGCUCCGAUAUGCCUGUGGCCUGGCCUUGCACAGCCUGGGGCUGGCGCUGCUCUCAGCACUGCAGGCCCUGACGCCGUGGCGCUACGCCCUGAAGCAGAUCGGGGGCCAGUUCGGCUCUAGCGUGCUGUCCUACUUCCUCUUCCUCAAGACCCUGCUGGCCUUCAACGCCCUCCUGCUGCUGCCGCUGCUGGCCUUCAUCGUGGGCGUGCAGGCCGCCUUCCCGCCAGCCCCCGCGGACUCUGUCCCCACCUUCACGGGCCUGGAGCUCCUCACUGGUGGGGGCCGCUUCUCCCACUCCGUCAUGUACUACGGCUACUACAGUAAUACCACGCUGAACCAGCUGUGUGGCCCCCCACUGGAUGGCAGCCAGUGCACCCCUGAGGCGGGGGGCCUGCCCUACAACAUGCCCCUGGCUUACCUCUUCACCAUGGGCAUGUCCUUCUUUAUCACCUGCAUCACCCUGGUGUACAGCAUGUCCCGCUCUUUUGGGGAGAGCUACCGGGUGGGCAGCACCUCGGGGGUCCACGCCAUCACCGUUUUCUGCUCCUGGGACUACAAGGUGACUCAGAAAUGGCCCUCGCGUCUGCAGCAGGACAACAUCCGAACCCAGCUGAAGGAGCUGCUGGCUGAGUGGCAGCUGCAGCAGGGCCCACGGAGCGUGUGGGGGCGGCUGCGGCAGGUGGCUAUCCUGGGGUUCGUGUGGCUGCUGUGCCUGGGGACCACGCUGGGCUGCACUUUGGCCGUCUACGCCUUCUCUGAGCUCAUGAUCAAGAACCCAGUGUCUGCUGAGCGGGAGUGGGAGCUGCUGGCCCUGCCCCUGGUGGUCUGCCUCCUCAACCUGGGGGCCCCCUACCUGUACCGUGGCCUGGCCGCCCUGGAGCGGCACGACUCCCCCAUACUGGAGGUAUACGUGGCCAUCUGCAGGAACCUCAUCCUAAAGAUGGUCAUCCUAGGGAUUCUUUGCUACCAUUGGCUGGGCCGCAGGGUGGGCGCCCUGAAGGGCCAGUGCUGGGAGAACUUCGUCGGCCAGGAGCUGUACCGGCUCAUGGUGAUGGACUUCGUCUUCACGCUGCUGGACACGCUUUUCGGGGAGCUGGUGUGGAGGUUCAUCUCUGAGAAGCAGCGUAAGAAGCGGGGGAAGCCAGAGUUCGACAUUGCCCGCAAUGUUCUAGAACUGAUUUACGGGCAGACGCUGACCUGGCUGGGGGUCCUCUUCUCGCCCCUCCUCCCGGCCAUGCAGAUCGUCAAGCUGCUGGUCCUCUUCUAUGUCAAGAAGACGAGCCUGAUGGCCAACUGCCGGGCGCCCCGCAGGCCCUGGCUGGCUUCCCACAUGAGCACCGUCUUCGUGUCGCUGCUCUGCUUCCCCUCCUUCCUGGGCGCCGCCAUCUUCCUCUGCUACGCCAUCUGGCAGGUGAGGCCCUCGAGCAUCUGCGGCCCCUUCCGGACCCUGGACACCAUGUAUGAGGCGGGCAAGGUGUGGGUGCGCCACCUGGAGAAGGCGGGCCCCAGGGUCUCCUGGCUGCCCUGGAUCCACCGGUACCUGGUGGAGAACACCUUCCCCAUCUACCUGGUGUCGGCUCUGCUGCUGGCUGUGAUCUACCUCAACAUCCAGGUGGUGAAGGGCCAGCGCAAGGUCAUCUGCCUCCUCAAGGAGCAGAUCAGCAACGAAGGGGAAGACAAAAUCUUCUUAAUCAACAAGCUUCACUCUGUCUACGAGGGGAAGGAGAGGAGCAGGUGUGUGGGGCUUUUGGGGGAGGAGGCAACCUGUUCAGUUUGGUGAGAGGAACACGGCAAUGAGAGCCUGUGGGUGGGGAGGUCGAGUGGGGUCCUCAUGCCCUUCCCUCCUCUUCUCUCUGCCUCUCCCAUUUCUUUACAAGUCGGGGGUGCCUGCCACAAAGGUGGGGGGAACACCCCCAAAUGCUGUGUCUCGGCCUUGGGUGGCCAUGGGUGGGGCCGGGGUUGCUGCUGCGGCCCCACGUCUCACCCUUCAUUUGUUACCUGUGGUUCAGCCCAGGGAAAGGGAGAUGAGUUCAGACAGCUUCCUGCUGCCUGGACAGACAGACACACGGGAAUACACAGCCCCCCCAACACUCCCCCCGGCCAGGUGGGCAGGCUGAGGUCUGCAGAGACCCCCCGCAGGCAGGAGCCCCCUUAAACAAAUGCAUCAGAGGGGAUCCGAGCCUUUGCCCAGCCCCUCCCACUUCUCUCUAGAGCCUUCUUUACCCUCUGAGGCCGAAUGCAGCCCCUGAAGAAGGCUGCUGGGUGUCUGGCCCACCAGGUUGGAGGGACCGCAGCCACCCCUGGCUGACUUCCCUUUGUGGCAGGGUUGGGAGAGCCCAGGAGGCCGAGGUGCCCCCAACAUUGCCUGCAGAUGAGCGGGACGCCCGGUAGGACAGCGAUGUGUCUGGCAGCCCUGUGUCUGCUCACAGCUCGGCCUGCACCCUGUGUCACCCUCCGUCCCCACGGCCCUUCAGGCAGAGAUGCUGGCCCGAGACUGCACUGGUCCCUCUGGCUGACCCCGCUUGGACACAGGAGGGUGACAGGACUCUGUGGCCAUCUGAGGCUGGGGCUGGAGGGUGGGUGAAUGGGACCCUGCCCUGCCCAGACUCUAUUUAUUCUGAUUAAACAUGUUUUGCAAAAUGGGUUUGUCUCUUGGGAGCCUGGGCCUGCCCAGGUGUGCGCAGGGCCUUGCCCCUGGGCCCACAGCCUGCCUCCCGCUGCCCCGUGGGUGACCUCCCGGCCGAGGUCGUGGGAACCUCAGCCUCCUGCACAGGCAGCUCCUUCAGUUCCUCCUUCUGGCUCUUGAAGGCACCUCCCUGGAGACCACACCAGGGCCCGCAGCCUUCCUCUCAGUAGUCACAGAUGCACUUUUGGAUGGACGAACGUGAACUGACCACUUCCUGCGGUCACGAGAAGCCCGGGAGACGCCUCGGUGGGGCGCCCCCAGGCCCGGGCU